This is a messenger RNA of Phyllotreta striolata, 2896 nucleotides long. The record is from the annotation of a GenBank genome assembly. Lineage: Eukaryota; Metazoa; Arthropoda; Insecta; Coleoptera; Chrysomelidae.
GGGGAACGAGAGCGAAUCGCUGUGUUGUUUUUCGUCGGGAUAUUUUCGCUAAAAAUAAAGGAGAACACUCUACAAGCGUCGCGGUGUAGAAGGAACCGACGUCGAUAGAUUGAAGUAGAAUUGCAUUCAGUUUGGUUUGGUUUGGUCGAUCGAUAGAGAGCCCAAAAGAGAAACGAAACGGUUCCAGGUCUUCCUCCAUAGCACAACAUGCAACCCACUAUAACCCACCACUUCUGAAACCACCUAGGGGCCCAAACGAGACAAUAAUUUCAUCCCUUCAGUCGCCGCCGUCGGGUUCUGUUAUUGAUGACCGGUCACGGGAACCGAUUCCGCCUAAAAAUCAGUACCGAUCGCACCGAGCGGAGAGGAAAGAACCCCACCCGACAGCUCCAGAGCUGGUCCAAACGUUGGACGCAAAAUAUCAACCCCAUCGCCUCCUACAUCCCGGUGAAUUGAAACGAGAAUAACAGCCGAUCGGUAUGGAGAGUUCGGCGGGUAAAGCCCCGCUGGUGUCCCUAUCAGGAGUAGCGCCUUCGUUGGAGUCCUCUCCGAACAGAAGAGACGAGGUUAUACUGAUGGAAAAGGCGGAGGUUACCUUCAAACCGGACAUCGACUACUCAUCAUCAUCAUCCUCAUCCUCAUCGGAAUCCGAAGAUGAGCUGGAGAAACCGAAAAUCCCGGACGGCGGUUGGGGUUGGGUGGUGGUGUUCUCAUCACUCAUACUCUCGAUGAUCGCCGACGGGAUCAGUUUCUCGUUCGGUUUGUUGUAUGGCGAUUUCCUGGACGAGUUCAAGGCCUCCAGCUCGGUCACCUCUUGGAUCGGCAGCCUCUUCUUGGCCAUUCCGCUGCUCUCCGGGCCCAUCAUGAGCGCUCUAGUGGACAAAUAUGGUUGUAGGAUCAUGACUUGCGUCGGUGGUAUCAUCGCCGCCAUCGGUUUCAUCAUCAGCUCGAAAGUCAACACCAUCGGUAUCAUGUACCUGACGUUCGGUAUUCUAGCUGGGUUGGGUUUGGGGUUGUGUUAUGUUACCGCUGUGGUUUCCAUACCGUUUUGGUUCGAUAAAUACAGGACUUUGGCUGUGGGAAUCAGCGCUUCGGGUGCCGGAGUGGGUACCUUCGUGUUCGCUCCUUUAACCAAUUUUCUGCUGUAUGAAUACGGAUGGAGAGGCACCACUUUGAUAAUGGCCGGGGUGUUUUUGAACAUGUGCGUUUGCGGGGUUUUAAUGAGAGAUCCCGAUUGGGUUACCGAGCAACACAAGUCGAAUCCGAGGCUGUCGAAGUCGAGUAAAUCGAGCAAGACGAGCUUGUUGUCGUUGACUUCGUCGAAUUUCAUCAACAAUCUGGAUUUGAACGAGUUGAAGGAUGUUUUGAAGAGCGGGAAAAACGUGGAGUACCUUUUGCAAGGGUUGGAAACUUCGUUGGUUGCGGAUAAAUCGGAUAGAUCGGAGAGUGCGGGUUUGAGGAACAAUCACAAUUCAGUACUGAAUCUUCCAACGUACAUAAGACAAAACGAAAAAGUGCCUAUAGAAGUAUUGGAACAACUGAGUUCUAAUAAGAAAUUAUACAAUGUGAUUCUACAAAAUUUUCCUAGUUUAAUUUUAUGUAGGAGUACAUCCGAUAAGGGUUUAAACAAAUUGACUGAAGAUGCCUCUUUAGUCGAAAGAGUACCGGUGAAAAUUCGCGUUACAAUCAAAGAAAACGAAAAGCAUUCGAAUCAAAAGGAACCUCUACAAAACAAAGACAUCGAAGCACAAGAGCCUCUAUUGCAUGAGAAACAGAACAAAAAACCUCUGCCUAGGAUCCUGACGAAUCCUAAAUUGAAAAAUCAAUUAGCACAAACAGCGCAAAGACCCCAGCAUUAUUUCAAACACUUGAAAAUCCACAGGCAAUCGUUGAUACAUCGCGGGGCGGUGUUCAACACGAACAAAUACAGAUUCAAAGCGUCGAGUUGCCCGAAUAUAUACAAAGUGUCCACUUUGACGUUGAAACAUGACGAUGACGAGAAAUGGUACGCGGAACUUCUUGAAUUGGUGAAGGGAAUGUUCGAUUUUUCCUUAUUCUUAGAACUACAUUUUUGCUUGCUCUCCCUAUCAACCGUAAUACUUUUUGUUUGGUUUAUAGUGCCGUAUUUUUAUUUGGCUAGUCACAUGACUCAAAACGGAUACACCUACGAGGAUGCUUCUCUUACUAUUUCGAAUAUAGGUAUCACCAAUACCAUCGGAAUGAUCGCUUUGGGCUGGGCCGGGGACCAGCCCUGGAUGAACAUAACGAAAACCUACGCUGUUAGUUUGAUGCUAACGGGAUUAUCUUGCGCCGGAAUGAUGUACUUUACCGAGAACUUUAUCAUGUUGGAAAUAAGCGCAGCUGUUUUCGGAUUAUUUGUAUCCAGCACUUACUCCUUUACACCGGGAUUGGUGGUGGAAUUGGUGCCUUUAGAACGAUUCGCCACCGGUUACGGCCUGCAGUUGCUCUGCAUGGGCAUCGGGCUUCUGCUCGGGCCCCCUUUUGCUGGUCAUUUAUUCGAUAUUACAAAUAAUUGGAAGCAAACGUUCUAUCAGGGAGCCGUUUGGUUGAUAAUUUCGGGUUUGGUAUUGGCUUUUAUUCCCUAUACGAAGAACAGGAAGAUAUGCGGGGAAGGACCGGUGGAGAAAGAAGUUGAAGGUGGAAAGGAUCGAUGGUGGAUCGCCUUCGGAAUUCUCGCAGUCACUGUAGGUUUGGCUGUGGUCGUUAUGUAUUUUACAAUCGAGUGUCUUAUUCAUGAGUAUUAACGAGUAUUAUUACUGUUUUUUUUUAUUUGCAUUUUUGAGGAUAUUUCGUGUUUAUUUUAGUGUAUUUGUAUUAUAAUUUGCGAAAUGUAUGAUAUUAUUAUUGAUAAAUAUACAUUCUUCUCUUGUUAAAU